CAAUCAGGACUCACCAAUGGAAUAGAAUUUCUCAAUUUUUUGCAACAUGAAACUGCAAAAUUCAGGAUCUAUGAUUGGUAUACCUGGAGAUGGAAGGUGCCUAUUCCGGUCAGUAAUUCACGGCGCCUGGUUGAGAGCAGGGAAGCAAUCACCGAGCGACAGCCUUCAAAAGGAACUUGCAGAUGAGCUUAGACAUAAAGUAGCAGACGAAUUCGUUAAGAGAAGGGCAGACACUGAAUGGUUUGUGGAAGGUGAUUUUGACACAUAUGUUGUACAGAUGCGGCAGCCACACAUUUGGGGAGGAGAACCUGAGCUGCUAAUGUCUUCUCAUGUGCUCAAGAUGCCAAUUACAGUUUACAUGCGCGACAAAACUUCUGGUACCCUCAAAAUUAUAGCUGAAUAUGGUCAAGAAUAUGGCAAGGAGAACCCAAUACGUGUCCAGUACCAUGGCUAUGGACACUAUGAUGUGUUGCGCAAUCCAGUUGGUGGAACUCCAUCCAAGCUGAGCAAGAAAAGAUGGUGCAGCUGAAAAAGGUGAUAGUAUUAGUUGUGAUUUGCAGUCAUAGUGUUGUCAUAUGCAGAUUCAGGACCUGUAUAUGUGAAGAUUACUCUUUGGUAUUUGAAGUGGUUGAUUAUCUUCAUGGCUUUACAAACUA
Pistacia vera is the source of this 656-nucleotide messenger RNA. Its product is annotated as OVARIAN TUMOR DOMAIN-containing deubiquitinating enzyme 4-like. Gene Ontology annotation, molecular function: cysteine-type deubiquitinase activity. Gene Ontology annotation, biological process: endoplasmic reticulum unfolded protein response; protein deubiquitination. The transcript is spliced from 6 exons. Gene Ontology annotation, cellular component: cytosol; nucleus. The record is from RefSeq and is a predicted model, not a curated record. Bases 47 to 529 code for a protein of 160 amino acids. NCBI's taxonomy places the organism in Eukaryota, Viridiplantae, Streptophyta, Magnoliopsida, Sapindales, Anacardiaceae.